Molecule: messenger RNA, 3510 nt
Organism: Anopheles darlingi
Lineage: Eukaryota; Metazoa; Arthropoda; Insecta; Diptera; Culicidae
Gene: Spt-I
Product: serine palmitoyltransferase 1
Exons: 7
Coding region: 456-1877 (473 amino acids)
Biological process (GO): sphingosine biosynthetic process; ceramide biosynthetic process
Cellular component (GO): endoplasmic reticulum
Molecular function (GO): serine C-palmitoyltransferase activity; pyridoxal phosphate binding
Source: RefSeq, a predicted model, not a curated record
CGCGUCUAGGCCUGUAAACGACCGACCGAACUUUUCCGUAAAGAUUUUUGGGUUUUCCUCGCCUCGUUACGAUUUUCCCAUCCGUGUGCACCGGUGGGAUUUCUGUUUUCCCACUCCAGCAGCCGUUGAUUGGAAAAUCGCAACACCGGCCUCCCCAGGAACCCGAAAUCGAAAUCUUUACCAGCGAGAGCGCGAGUAACAGCAGAAAAUCGCGUGAUUCGUUAGUGAAACAUUCCCCGGCCGCUGGAUAAACUGCGCCUGGCCGCGCCGAGAGUGAGAAACCCGUGUGCUUUACCGACCCUGCUUGUGAAGUGGAAAAGUCUUCCGUCGAUUCCACGAUCCGGUCCAGGAAUCCCGGCCAAGUAAACAUUCAACAACAAGCUGGAGAACGCAGCAAGCGAGCAAUAUUGAAGACAGCAUCAGCGGUGGUAUCCAAUAACGACGACGCGCACAAGAUGGUCAACACACCGUACAUAAUCAACGAAAUUUAUGACAUUCUGCAGAAGUCAACACCGUUCGAGCUGACACUGGAAGCACUGUUAGCGCUCGGUGUGAUCUGGAUAGUGUUAUACAAGCGGACGACCAAAAAACCCAAAUCGAUCGCCAGCUGCAACGAAGAGAAUGCACUAUCAAAGUGGGUUCCUGAACCACUAGUUUCCGAGGUACCGGAUGAUCAUCCCGCGCUACGCACUCGAACCGUGAACGGUACGGUUGGGAAACGGGUGAACGUUGAUGGUACGGACUGUCUGAAUCUGGCGACGCACAACUACCUGGGUUUGGCGGAGGAUGAAGAUAUCCGACAGGCGGCCGUCAAGAGCUUGCGCAAGUACGGGGUCGGUUCUUGUGGACCGCGAGGGUUUUACGGUACGGUCGAUGUCCACCUGGAGCUGGAAGAGCGAUUGGCCAAGUUCAUGGCGGUCGAGGAAGCAGUCGUUUAUUCGUACGCCUUUUCAACCAUUGCCAGUGCCAUCCCGGCGUACUCGAAGCGAAAUGAUCUGAUUUUUGUGGAUGAAUGUGUGAACUUUGCCAUUCAAAAGGGGUUGGAUGCUUCACGGAGCAAAAUCUUCUUCUACAAGCACAACGACAUGGAGGAUCUCGAGCGAUUGCUGCAGAAACAGGAAGCCGAAGAUCUACGUAGACCGGCGAAGGCGAAGAAAACUCGCCGCUUUUUGGUGGCCGAAGCCAUUUACAUGAACACGGGAGAGAUGUGCCCAUUGCCGCGGCUCGUAGAGCUCCGAGCACGUUAUAAGCUGCGACUGUUUCUGGAUGAAAGCUUAUCGUUCGGUGUGCUGGGUGCCAGUGGCCGGGGUCUUAUCGAGCAUUUUAAUGUGGAUAAAACGGAGGUUGAUCUAGUGUCAGCAGGGCUGGAAUGGUCAGCGGGAACUAUUGGUGGUUUCUGUGCCGGUUCGUCAUUUAUUGUUGAACACCAGCGACUAUCGGGUCUCGGCUAUUGCUUUUCAGCCUCUCUGCCACCGUUGCUUGCUCAGGCAGCAAUCAGCGCACUGGACCGUUUCGAGCAAGAUCCUAGGAUAUUCGAAGAGCUGCGCGAUCGCAGCCGAUUAGUAACUGAUAAAUUACCCACACUAAGUCAUUUCCAGUCGAGAGGAGAUCCAUUGUCCCCAGUAAAGCAUCUAUAUCUGAAGAGUGCACGCGAAAGCUGGACGGUUGAGAAAGCGUUACUGGAUAAAAUUUGCAAUGAGUGUAUUGGAAACGGGCUUGCGGUGAUCGCGGCUGAAUAUCUGGAAGCGAUGGAAAAACAAUGCCCCCGACCGAGCAUUCGGUUGGCCGUGAGCCGUUUAUUGACGGAGCAGGAAAUUGAUGAUGCAUUCCGGAUUCUGCAGCGAGCUUCCGAAAAAGUUCUUGCCGUUGCCGGUUAGGCGUUCGUUUGGAAGGGUGUAAACAGGUAACGGAAUUAUUACUAUCACCGGAUUUCUACUAUCAACGGCUAGUAUCAUGCGCUUGAAGUCAGUGAAAGCCGGCCGUUUCUGUGUAAAACAAAAAAAAGAGAAAGAUCUUUCAAUACUAGCAAAAUAAGCCAGUAAAUUAUCCGCAUUGUUUUUGUUUCGUGCGAUACUUUGACGAGAAGAAAGGAACUUGAUUUUUGUAUCUGUGCUGAAUGCAGCACCAGCCAUCAGUACGAGGUUUUCACAGGACAUAAUAGAGGGUAAGGGGAGAGGUAAAAGAACAACGGACAUUACGAUACUAGGGCAUAAAAAUAAAGUAUUGCAAUGUUUACCUUUACUAUAGCCCGGAGAUAGCACCCAGCUUGAUACUUCCGUGCUCAUUUUCAGCAGUGCACUUGUUGUUAAUGUUAGUUUUCAAUUUAUCUUCCCUUCAGUUUAUGAUUUGGUUAGUUUUCUACGAAUGUGCAGAUUCCCUUUAAGUAGUGGCUCCUCUUCCUCUUUUGUUUUGUCGUUCAUUUGAUUGCUGGCUUGUAGCACUUGUACUAGCACAACCGAGUGAACGUAGAUUACGGGUAGGCAUUUUUAUGUUACUUUUUUCGAAAUAAAAAAAGGGAAGCUUCACACUUCAUGUAGAAGACCAUUGCAGUACUCAGGAUGAGCAAUGAUUAAAACAAGAAGCUUGGACAUAGCGUCCUUCUCGACAAAUGAAGAGACGCCGCAUUUUGUAUGUACAAAGAACGUAAAAGUCAGCUUAAUUCAGUAUAAAUUUAUAACUUUACGAUAAAACAUGAUGCGUGCUUUAGGCUUUAGAUAGCUAGGGACGGCUUGGUAUAAGAAUAGGGACCCGAUCGAGCGGUAGUACCAGAUGACGACUUAGCAAGUAUUACUAGUUACGGUGAGCAAGUGAGAAAGGGAUGGAAACUCGUUUCUUGCGCGUGUGAAGCAACACGAGAGUACAGUGACCAUCAUUCGGUAUGGCAAACCGACAAACCAACGGACAAAUAAAACCAAAUUUUAGGUACGAUACAAUGCAGCAAAGCAGUAGUAGGAACGUGCGUAGAGGUAGAGAGCGAGAGAGAACCAAAUGCAAAUGUCACACGUUGCGUUUUGAAAGCAACUAGAGAAAGGGCCUUAUAAGCUUCAGAAGCAACUUUGUCACUUUAGGAGCGCAUAAUAGCGGAACAGUGCAUGUCUCGUCAUAUAUUUAUCACCGUUACCCGGCAUUUAAUGUAUUUAACUAUUUGGAUUCCUCGUCGAUAUCUUUUCUCUUGUUUUGCUUAACAUCAUCAACCAUUCCCACACAACAACGCAAAUAGUUUUUGCAGUGCCAGUGCUCCUCUCUUGUCGUAGGUGUGUUAAGCUACCACAAGGAAGGAGAUGAACGUUUUCAAAUCGAUGAGAAUAUGACGGGAAGCGCAAGGUGUACAUCAUAUUAUGUGUUCUUCGGUUAGGAACAGAGGGGAGAGGGGGGGCGUUUGGGACAAUCUUUGGUUUGCGCGGUAUCAUUUCGUAUAGAAUGUUCAGUCAUUUUGCGUGUGCAUGUACAGUGGUAAAAGAGCUGAAAUGAAUAGGAUAAAUAAAACGGAAACGCUUCAUGAAACGCACA